AUGGCCGAAAGACCACCCGUCUAUUUUCAAGAGCUUCUACAGCUCGCUGAUGUUGGAAUUUGUCAGCCAACUAUUACUUCUGAGAAUGUUACAAUGGAAUCUGACAAAAAUAUUGUGGUCAGAGAAAUGGUAUAAAUUUCUUUAAUUGAAAAUUUUAUUUUGGUUUAUCAAUUUGAAUUUUUUCUAGAUUGACAAUAAACAAGAAGUUGUAAUAAUUGAAUUAGACGAACCACAAAAUCCAACUCGACUUUCAAUUUCUGCUGAUUCUGUUAUUAUGCAUCCAACUGCCAAUGUUUUGGCGCUCAAAAGUUAGUCAUUUAAAAAAUCGGUUGAGACAUAGCAUUCUUUGUUCCAACCCCUUAGAAUACUGUAGACUACUGUAGGCUAAAUACUGUUCUUGAAUUACUUAGUUACAGUAUCCUUGGUAGCUGAUCUACAGCAUUCGUAAAAUAAAAAUAAACCUGUAGAUCAACUACUGUAGAUUUUUGAAAAUCAAUGUUCGGUAAGCUGAUGACAGUACGUGGGCAUAUAGUACUUCCUUGUUUUGCUAAGUAACAAGAUGUUUUUACAGCUGGAAAAACACUGCAAAUUUACAUAAUUGAAACGAAAGCAAUUGUGAAGGAACAUCAAAAUGAUGAAGAUGUUGUUUUCUGGAAAUGGAUUAAUGAAACAACGAUUGCUUUUGUUACGGAAACAGCUGUUUAUUAUUGGUCGAUUGAAUGUAAGAUUCUCAAUUUGUUUCUCAUAAAUGAUUCUAAACUUAAAAUCCAAUCCAAUUUUUCAGGUGAUGCGGCGCCUGUGAAAUUGUUUGAUCGUCAUCUUUCACUUUCUGGAACUCAAAUUAUAAAUUAUCUUUCUGAUGCUGAUUCAAAAUGGCUUGUUCUUAUUGGAAUAUCUGCAAAAGAUAAUCGAGUUGUUGGAAACAUGCAAUUGUACUGUACCCAAACAAAAGUAUCUCAACCAAUCGAUGGACAUGCCGCUUGUUUUGUUAGAUUCAAACUUGAAGGAAAUCCAUUUCCAUCAAAUUUAUUAUGUUUCUCAGUCAAAAAUGAAGCCGGUGGAAAAUUGCAUAUAAUUGAAGUUGGAUCGCCAGCGGCUGGAAAUCAACCAUUCCAGAAAAAGAAUGUUGAUGUACCAUAUACGGCUGAAACUGCACAAGAUUUCCCAGUUUCGAUGCAGGUAAAUACUUUUGAUUUUUUUUGGCAUAAGAUUUCACAAUAAAAUCCAUAUUUACAGGUUUCUUCUGAACAAGGAAUAAUUUAUUUGAUAACAAAACAUGGAUUUGUACAUUUACAUGAUAUUGAAUCUGGAGUUCAUUUUUAUUCGGAUCUUUUCAUUCCUGAAACUGUUUCUGUUACUUGUCCAUUAUCCAAAACUCCUGGAAUUAUGGGAAUCGAUGGAAAAGGACAAGUUUUUUCCAUUUCAAUCGAUAGAAGAUAUGUGGUACCAUGUGUAAUGAAAACUUUAAAAAAUCCUGAUUUGGCACUCAAAUUGGCUAUGCGUGGUAAUUUUUUAGGAGUUGAAGCUUUGUUUGAGCCCAACAUAUGUGAAGUAAGUGGUGUUAUAACGAUGAAAACAGUAGUCCGAGAUGUUUGAAUAAUAGAAUAAUAAUACAAGAAUCUGAAUCUAUGUAGUAUUGUUAGAGAAUCUAAUAACAAGUCUAUUAAUUGUAAGUAAAAUUUAACUAGGUUGAGAAUUUGAAUUUAUAAUUCAUUUGUUGUAUUUUCUGAAUAGAUUUAGCAGAAGUCCAGUUUUUGCGCGCAACAUCAAUUAUACUCAUUUGACCAUACUCUUUCUUUUGAAAUACAAUUAGUUUUUCGUUUAGGAUCAUUGAUGAAAUAUUUCAGAAUUCGUCAAAUCUCGUGCAGCACCACACUUCUAGAUCAAUUUUGGAAUUGUCAAAAACAUGCCGAAAACUUGGAAACUACAGAAUAUCAUCUGGGCUAUUAUGGAUAUCCGGAUCGCUAGCUAUACAAAGUAAUUUUUAUUUUAUGAAUAUUCAAGAAAUUCAUAUGUUUUAGCAUUCAUAUCAGAUAAUUCAUUGAACGUCACUUUGAAUUCGGACGAUUCCAAACGACGAUUCGCCGAUAGAUUAUCUGAAACUAUUGGAACGCUAUUCUGCGAUUUUGAGUUGUGAGUACAGUACAUUGCAAUGAGAUAUACAAUUUUGGUUUUUUGUCAAUAUUGAAAGGGGGUGAAAAUUGUGUGAAAACUUAGUCAUUUUUCAUGCAGAUUCUGACUGUAUUCACUGAUUCAUAUAAUCGCAUCUCGAUUCGUGAAGUUUUUUGGACUGAUGAUCAAAAAUGGAUUUUUGAAUAUUUUCAUUAAUUUCAGAAAAGCGUUGAAAAAAGUUCAAGCUCAUUGAUACGUGUUUUUCAUGCCUAAAGGAGACUGUUAGCAGUCGAUUCAGACCUCAACCUAAUCAUUUCAUCGCCUACAAGGCUCAUACUGAAGGCUCCAGUAUGAACAUUUAGAAAAUCAGAAAAUAUAGAAAUAUAGAAUUUUCAUGACUUAAGUCUCAAGUAUCAAUGAACUUGAAUUUUUUUUCAACGCUUUUAUGAAAUUUGUGAAAAUAUCCAAAAAUCCAUUACUGAUCACCGGUCCAAAAAGCUUCAAGAAUCGAGAUGAGAUUGUAUGAAUCAGUGAAUAUGGUCGGAAUCUGCAGGAAAAAUUGAUAAGUUUUCACACAAUUUUCACCUGUUGAAUAUUCAUUUCAGGUGUCACGAUGCAUAUGAUUGCUACAUGAAUUACGACUCUGACGAUUUAAAGAAUUGUACGAAGACAGCCCAGGAAUUUAUUAAACUAUUAGAAGAGUUCGUAAUAUGUGGAGAAAAAAGAAAAAUAUUGGAGAAUACAAAUUUUGAUUUAUAAGCUGAAUUUAUUCAUUAGUAUAUAUUUAGUAGAAGUAGAUAUUUGUUUAUUAUAUUGUUUGUAUAACCAUAAAAUUUACAUUUUCAGAAACAGAAAUUAAUUCUCUACGACAUGCAACUGAUUUAAUAAUGUUAAUUUCAAAAAUAAAAUUACAAAGUCUUUCAGGUCGAAAACUUGUUCAAAGAAGUUCUUCAAGAAUUCAGCGAUGCUGGAGGUGAAAGUGAAAAUCCAACUGAUAAAGUUCUCGAGAAAAAACUUGAAAAAUGCUCAAAAAUUCAUAUUAAUGGAAAACUUGCACAUCUACAGUAG
This is a messenger RNA of Caenorhabditis angaria, 3180 nucleotides long. The record is from the annotation of a GenBank genome assembly. NCBI's taxonomy places the organism in Eukaryota, Metazoa, Nematoda, Chromadorea, Rhabditida, Rhabditidae.